AUGCCAGAAGAUGGUUGUAGCGACAAUGACCAGCAAAACGCGCCAUGCACCCAGCGAAGCACAAAGGCUCAUGCAAGGAGUCUUGAAAAUACCCACUCACUCAUAUUCAAGACGUCCGAAGGUCCGAAGGACGGCCGUCCAUGCACGGAAGUCUCACAGAAAGUCGAGGUCCGGCUGCAAAACAUCCUCGAAUGUGACUAUCUUCAGGGGAGCUCUCCCAACGCUAGGAGAACGGUUUUACCGAAGAACAAGUAUGAAGAUCCGACUGCUAUAACUGCGAAGCCCCCCGGUUCGUCGACCAGGGCAAAGAUCACAUACAUAUCACCGCUGAGCCGCCUGAAUAUCACCCCACUUCCACCCACUCCAAGCAUGGUAGGCCAACCGGAUCAGAUGACACCGAUCUUGCAGACUCUCCAUCAUUUCAACACAGUGACAUAUUGCUCCAUGGGAUCGCAGCUAGCGCAACAGGUAAUCAAGACAUGCAUGCACAAGCUUGUGGUGGAAAACCCCGCGCUGCUUCACGCGGUCAAUGGAGUAUCCGCUGAACACCUCUGUCAUCUUAUCCCAGCAGAUCAACAUCCCCAUCAACAUCGACAGCACCGACUGGCAGCCGCAUAUCACUGGAAGGAGGCCCUGCGGCUCUUCCGCAGUGACCUGGAAUCCGGCGUCGUGCUUCAAUCCAUAGAUGCUCUCAUAUCUACCAUGAUGCUCGUAUGUGUACAUCAGUACAUGCUUGAUGAUCCAGGACCUGAUGCAGCGAAAAGCUUUGUCGAUGCACCUCUUGAGCGACGGCGUGAGUGCCUCCAGUGGCUUGAGAUGGGCAAAGGUUACCAGGCGGUGUGCCGAAGCCUAGGAGAUCUCGUAUUGCAGUCAAUAUGGGGACCAGUGAUGCAAGAUGCCGGCUACGUCGUUCUCCCAUUUUGGAACCAUCUUCAGGAGGACCGAACACGCACACUAUUUCUCGACCUCUGCGGGAUCACGGAGCAGUCAUCUCCGGAAGACAAUCCUUUCUACGUUCCCCUCGGUCAUCUGCUCUCCUACCGUCACUUGGGACCUUGCUUGAACAACUUUGCGAAGUUGAUUGCCUUUGUAGGAAAACUGGAUGGGAAAUUUAAGGAACUCUUACUUCGGCUCGAGAAACGGGCGUUGCUGAUCCUGGCUCACUGGCUUGCCAUGAUGACUAGAACACAACAGUGGUGGAUCAGUCAAAGAAGCGCAACGGAAUGCAGGUCAAUCGUUGGCUAUCUGAUGCGCGAUGAGGACAAAAGAGUCAGGACUUUGUUGGAGUACCCGGCCGCGAUGGUGAGCGUGUCUCUCUAG
Messenger RNA from Exophiala spinifera, 1320 nucleotides. RefSeq lists its product as uncharacterized. NCBI's taxonomy places the organism in Eukaryota, Fungi, Ascomycota, Eurotiomycetes, Chaetothyriales, Herpotrichiellaceae. Gene Ontology annotation, biological process: regulation of transcription by RNA polymerase II. Gene Ontology annotation, molecular function: DNA-binding transcription activator activity, RNA polymerase II-specific. The record is from RefSeq and is a predicted model, not a curated record. Bases 1 to 1320 code for a protein of 439 amino acids. The transcript has 2 exons.